AUGCUCGGCUGGGAAACAUGGAAGCAUCUCUCCCACCUCCCUACCCUUCUCAAAUUGGAAAUUGAUCGAGGGUACGAGGACCCUCCUUCGCUAUCAAACCGAGAUAUUGUGAACUUAUCAUUCCUUAACAUCACGAGCCUUUCCUUUCGACAGCUGUACAAUUCUGCAAACAUCAUCACAGUCAUGCAACACUCGCAAUUUCCCUCGCUGAAAGAGUUCAAGUUUCGAGCCAACUAUCUGUCUCUUGAAGAGGCCGAGCAACUCUUCCAUGCUCUGUCCCACUGCAAAGCGUGUCGGACUCUAGAAGAAAUCAUCAUCUGUUGUCUUGAAGCCGAACUCCAAUCCCACGAGUUUUUGACACCAACUCCGCAUUUCCUUUGCUUUACACAGCUCCAAACCCUGCAGCUCAUGUUUACUGAUUUCUGCAUCUCCCUAGACAAUGACAUGCUCUUGCAAGCUAUGUCUAUUUGGCCGCAUAUCCGCACUCUGGAAAUCGACUACUUAGACGCCUAUAUUUUCUCUUCCGAGGUCACCCUCCAUGGAUUAUUCACAGCGCUCAGUCUAUGUCCACAUUUGCAUAGACUAAAAAUUCCAAUCAAUAUUGCAACUAUCGACGUUGAUCCUGAUGCCGAGCCAAUACAACAUACCUCCCUACGAUCAUUGGAAUUGGAGACAUCAUCUGAAAUAGCAGAUCCAGAAACUCUCGCUGGCAUCAUUUCCGCCUGGCUCCCUUGUAUCUACCGAGUUCAAAACCUGGGUGUGGAUUGGGAUGAAGUCAACAUGGAUCUUAGAUUUUUGAAAGUGGCUACUGCGCCGUAUGGCACAUAUGGGAGCCUCCUAAAAUAAUUGAGUUUGGAAUAUCUUCACGUCCGGGAAUGUUGUCACAUACCUUCGAGUUCUUUCGUUCUUUCGUUAUCGUUGUCGUAUCUGUUGGCUGUAGUUAUAAACCGCUGUACUAGU
Suillus discolor is the source of this 960-nucleotide messenger RNA. RefSeq lists its product as uncharacterized. Lineage: Eukaryota; Fungi; Basidiomycota; Agaricomycetes; Boletales; Suillaceae. The record is from RefSeq and is a predicted model, not a curated record. The transcript has a single exon. Bases 1 to 846 code for a protein of 281 amino acids.